Molecule: messenger RNA, 717 nt
Organism: Paramecium primaurelia
Lineage: Eukaryota; Ciliophora; Oligohymenophorea; Peniculida; Parameciidae
Source: the annotation of a GenBank genome assembly
AUGUAUUUUAAAGGGAAAUAACAAUAAGAAAAAGAAUUAAAAUUUGUUUGUCUUAGUGAUACUCAUACUAAACAUCCAGAUAUUUUAGAAAAAGGUGAUGUAUUAAUACAUUGUGGAGACUUUACUAAUGGAGGUGAUUAUAGAGAUGUUAAAUGUUUUAAUUAAUGGCUUGAUAAAUAGACAGGAUUUAAAUAUAAAAUUAUUAUUGCUGGUAAUCACGAUUUAUGUUUUGAUUCUUUAAGAUUUCCAUAACAUUAUUAAGAUAUAAAGGCCUAAAGAGAAGUGAAUUAUUUAAAGAAUAAUUUUAUAUAUUUAGAAAAUUCAGAAGUUGAUAUUGAAGGAUAUAAAAUAUGGGGUAGUCCACAUUCCUUAGAAUAUUGGAAUGGAUCAUUUUAGAUAACACCUGAUUAAGCUAAAAAUAUUUGGGAUCGUAUAAAUGAUAAUACUGAUAUUGUAUUAACACAUGGACCUCCAUUUGGUCAUGGAGACAUGGCUUAAAGUGAAGUUAAUAGAAAUGUUGGUGAUGAAUAUUUAUUCUAAAGAAUUAAAUAAAUAAAACCAAAAUACCACAUUUUUGGUCAUAUUCAUGAAGGAUAUGGAUAAUCUAAGGAGGAUGGCAUUACUUUUAUUAAUUGUGCUUAUCUUAAAAAGAAUUAUUCAGUUGGAAAUAAACCAAUUACAUUUACUCUUCCUAAAAAAGAAUAAAUAUAUAAAUGA